Mollisia scopiformis is the source of this 1231-nucleotide messenger RNA. RefSeq lists its product as uncharacterized. The record is from RefSeq and is a predicted model, not a curated record. The transcript is spliced from 3 exons. Lineage: Eukaryota; Fungi; Ascomycota; Leotiomycetes; Helotiales; Mollisiaceae. Gene Ontology annotation, molecular function: hydrolase activity. The coding region runs from base 436 to 1224 and encodes 262 amino acids.
CUCUUUUACUCUCAUUGAGCCAUUCGUCGAACUUAAUUUCUUUAAACGCCUAUCACAAACAAUAUCCCGACCACAUUGCCGACUCUGUACGACCACAUCACGCAAUCCGCCCAAAAUGAUUACUCUCGCAUCCACAAAACAUGCAACAUCGGUACGAUUACUGAACAUCACCCGCUCAUUCAAUGUCCCACUUCGGCAAUGAGGUGGGGUAUAUCCGCUUCCCGGGGUUUGAUGCAAUGCGGGAUUGCUCAGCCAUAUACCGCGGGGUGGAUGCGGAGUAAGCGCAGUUUCGCUUCACUUCAUGUGACGAUGAACUGAGAAUGAUAUAUUUGGGUGACAAGACUUGGAUUUUCUAAGAUAUUUUACCUCCAAAGCAAUUUGAAGGAAGCAUCAAGUACAUUCAACAAAGUUUUUCACCAAGAGACUUCAAUCAAAAUGCAGUUCCAAAGCAAGGCAUGUUGUUCACGACCACCAGUAGUGCUUGCUGGAGGUUACAACUACACGCCAAAAGGGACAUACACCACAUACUCUGGACUAAAAACCUAUGAAACCGGACCCAAAACCUCCACCCGCGGCAUCCUCUUCAUUUACGACAUCUUCGGCCUCUACAUUCAAACUCUUCGCGGAGCCGACAUCCUCUCCACCGGCUACCCCUCCCCUCUCCCUCUGGACAACUCCGGCACCUACCGCGUCUUCAUGCCGGACUUCUUCUCCUCCCACCCUGCUGACAUAGCCAACUACCCACCGAAGACCCCCAACCAAUUCUCCUACAUAACCUCCUUCAUGACCGGACCGGCUGACCCUGCCAAAACCCUGCCCUUGAUACCUUCCCUCGUCGCCGAGCUCAAGGAGAAGAACCCUGAGAUCGAAUCCUGGGCCAUUCUCGGCUUCUGCUGGGGCGGUAAAAUCGCAGCGCUGAGCUCGCAGGAGGGGAGUCUGUUUAAAGCGAGUGCGCAGGCUCAUCCUAGUUUGUUGGAUACGGAGGAUGCGACGAAGAUUGUGAUCCCGCAUGUGGUAUUGCCGAGUAAUGAUGAGGUGCCGGAGAUCAUGGAGGAGUGGGUGAAGGAAUUGAUGAAGAGUAGUCCGAAGAGUUAUAGUGAGACUUUUACGGAUCAGGUGCACGGGUGGAUGACUUCUAGGGCCGAUUUUGAGAACCAGCAUAAUUUUGAGGAGUAUUUGAGGGGGUAUCGGAUCGUGAGGGCCUUUUUCGAUGAGCAUAUGUGAAGACGAU